Electrophorus electricus (electric eel) is the source of this 4326-nucleotide messenger RNA. The record is from RefSeq and is a predicted model, not a curated record. Lineage: Eukaryota; Metazoa; Chordata; Actinopteri; Gymnotiformes; Gymnotidae.
AACACAAACAAGACGACCGAGCGCGACACAAAACUCACGGCGAGCCUUACAAUUAGGGGAAAAAAAAACAUUAAAUAUAUACUUCACUAUCCUACUUGCAUAAGAUAGCUGCAUAAACCAGAUAUAUCUGACUCGACUUUGUCUGUUACUGCGAAGCACAUGCGUGCAAAUCGACUAAAAUCUUGAAACAAGACUCAACUUUAAAAAAAGCUGGCUAGCUAGCCUGCUAAUGCUUGCUAGCUAGCAAGCGGGGUCAUAUUUGUUCAUCUUGCAAAAAAAGGUGAAGGCUUGUUUGUAAAAGAACCACUGAAAACGAGAGCAACCAAGAUCGGGGCCAAACGGAGGGAAGCACCCAGCAAAAGUGACAACACGGCAUCUCAAUCCCGUGCUCUUAUCAAUGCCACCACAGUUUACUCGCAGAGCACAGUCUGUUAUUCCUGGCAUACUAUUCCACUGACUUUUUUUAUGGGAUCUGUAUUAUUGGAGUAGUGUUCCCGGUUUUCCAGAGUUUUUGUCGGUUUCGAUGUUCCUCUUUGUUCCUCUGCUAUUCUUCUGAAUCUGGCAGCUACUAAUCCACUCGUCCAGAGCUCCACGUCCACCCAACACGCACACCAAAACAGCGUCUCUCAGCCCCUACUGCACUCUUCUGGCCUGUUUGUCCUGCUCCUGGUCAGUCCUUGCAUUUGGACAAGAUCCUUUGAGCCCUGAGCACGCAGAGAGUAUGACCGCUGAGACGCUAAACUUCGGCCCAGAAUGGCUCCGUGCACUAUCCAGAGGAGGGAGCGUCACAUCCCCGCCCCCUUCCCCAGCAAUGCCAAAGUCGAAGCUGGCCGAGUACCGUUACGGCCGUGAGGAGAUGUUAGCACUUUAUAUCAAAGAUAACAAGGUCCCAGAGGAUAUGCAGGAUAAGGAGUUCACUGCUAUUCUCCAGGAGGAGCCCCAGCAGCCGUUAGCCUUGUUGCCUCUGACUGAGGAGGAGCAGAGGAACUUCUCCAUGUCUGUAAACAGUGUAGCCGUGCUGAGGCUCAUGGGUAAAGGAGGCGGGACCAUUCCAGCGGGCGUGUCCCGAGGCCGCGGGAGCACCCGAGGAGGGCGCGGCAGAGGGAGAGGAGAAGGGGGCUUCUACCAAAGAGGGGGCGAUGAGGACGUGGGCUUUGGCCGCAGCAGAGAGACGCACCGCAGCCAGAGCUGGGACGACAGCCGUUUCCGUGAUCUCUUGUACGGAGUGUUUGACGUCGAGUGGUUGUUUGCGCUCUCCAGAGGCGAGCGGCGCUUCGAGAAGCCCCUCCGGAGAGAGGGUGGCCGCGGCGGGUUUGAGGAUGGCAGCUCGGGCAGCCGGAAGGACUACGCUCGCUCGGACAGCGACAACUGGCGCACUCUCCGGGAGGAGCCGCAGGAGGAGGAGGCAGGAGAGCCGGGCGGGAGCUGGAGGGUUGCGGGCGUGCGCCGUGAUGACGGUGGUCCGCGCUCGGCCGGUUGGAGAGACCACGGAAGCGGGGAGGGGCGGCGGCGGAAGUUUGACUUUGAUUUCCGGGACGGAGACGUAGGGCGGAGGAGGGCGGGCAGCGAGGGAGGAGAGGAGGACAGGGAUGGGCUGCCGGAGUGGUGCACGGACGAGGAGGAGGGUGAGAUGGGCACCUUCGACUCGUCGGGCGCCUUCAUGUGCGUGAAGAAGGCCUCGAGAGACGCCAUCCGCGAGGACCAGGAGCUGGGGUUCGAGCCCUUGGAGGAGGAAGAGGACACCAUCCAGGAGAAGAAGGACAGCCCUGCUGAGAAAGAGGAGACGGCCGCCACGGGACUGGCCAACGGCGGAGACGCGAAACCCGCUUCUCCGCCUGCAGACUCCGCCCCUGCCCCCGCUCGCCCCACGGAGAAGAGCACGCCUCCAACCCCUAUCCUGAUCUCAUCGAAGCCCAGUCUCCAGUCUGCUGAAGAUGCGUCUCCGGCAGCGGGCAGCGCUCAGCCCAGCAAGAGCUCCUCUGCUGCUGGCACGUCCCCUCUCUCUGCCGCCGGUCCUGACCUCCCGCCACCAGGGGGAGACACAGAAGAGGACGAGGGCAUGAAGCACCUUCAGCAGGAAGCUGAGAAGUUGGUCGCCUCUCUGCAGGACACGUCUCUGGACGAGGAGUGUUUCGCACAAGCCCUUCAGGAUGGCCACGGCCCUGCCACUCUCACACACACCCACACACACCCGGCCGUGCAUACACACUCCCACCCACCCACACACACUCUUUCUCACUCCGCCAAUGCCCUGCCACUCACACACGAGUCCGCAAUGAAGUGGUUCUACAAAGACCCCCAAGGAGAGAUACAAGGGCCCUUCAGUCCCGUGGAGAUGUGCGAGUGGUUCCAGGCGGGUUAUUUCAUCAUGACCCUCCUGGUGAAGAGGGGCUGUGACGAGGGCUUCCAGCCUCUAGGAGACGUCAUCAAGAUGUGGGGGCGUGUGCCUUUCUCCCCAGGCCCCUCCCCCCCUCCCCUUUUGGGUAACAUGGACCAGGAACUGGUGAAGAAGCAGUUGGAGCAGGCAGCCACUGCUGCCCUCUACCAGCAACUGCACAUGAGGUUCCAGCAUCUCAACAGGUGUGGGGAGUCAGGCAUGAUGCCUGCGAUGAACAGGUCUGUGUCUAUGCCGGAGACCGGCCCCGUGUGGGACAUGCAUACCUCAUCCUCACAGCAGCCAGGUGGCGAGUCUGGUCUGUGGGAUCUAGCCAUGAGUAACUCACCUCAGGGUCCAACUCUCGAGCAGCUGCAGAAACUCCAGGAGCGGCGUGAAGCUGAACUCAGGGUGAAGCGGGAGGAAGAGGAGCGUAAGCGUCGAGAGGAGAAGAGGAGGCAGCAGCAGGAGGAGCAGAAGAGGAGAGAGGAGGAGGAGCUCUAUCGGCGCAAACAGCAGUGCCGUCAGCAGCAGGAGCUUAUCAUGAAGCUGCUCCAGCAAAGCCACCAUCAGCAGGGGGUAGGGCAAAGCGGGGCUGGCUGGGGCUCCGCCCAGGAGGCGGGGUUUCCUCACAAGGCCCAGGGUAAGAAUCUGGCCCUGCUGGAGCUGGAGGCUGAAAGACUCCACAAGCAGCAGCAGCAGCAGAGAGCCCAGCAGCAGAGGCUGGCGAUGGGGCAGUGGCCAGAGAGCUCUGUGGGGGUGUGGCCAGGGGUGGGUAUGGAGAGCAAGAUUGGCAGUGCCAGUGCAGCUGGUAUGGGCAUGUGGGAGGAGGCGGUAAAGACCCAAAGCAACCACCGCAACGUGGGCAUGAAGAGCAGCCUUAGCAGCCCCUCCCUCAGUGAGCAGUUCUUGCUGAAUCGUAGGAAGCGAAAUGAGGAAGAGGAGCGUCUGUUGAAGCUCUUGCAGGGGAUGAAACCUCAGGACGGCUUCACCACGUGGUGCGAACAGAUGCUGCAUGCUCUUAACACCUCUGCCAACAACUCCUCCUCCUCUCUGGAUGUAGCCACGGUGGUGUCAUAUCUGAAGGAGGUGGAGUCACCUUAUGUGGUGCACGACUUCAUUCGCUCAUACCUGGGCGACACCGUCGAAGCCAAAGAGUUCGCCAAGCAGUUCCUGGAACGCCGUGCCAAGCAGAAAGCCAACCACCAGAGACAGCAACAGCAGUCCGUGUUCCAGUCAGCCCAUGUGAGUAAAAGUGGCAGCAUGUACGACAGCCAGGGGGGGAAGAUGAAAAAGAAGCCCAUGAUGCUCCACUCUGACCCCAGCAUUCUGGGCUACUCCUUCCUGGGGGCAGGCGAGCGCAUGAUGCUGGGCGAGAUGGAGGCAGUGGAGGAUUACUGAUCCAGCAGCACCUACUUGAGUCUACCUGAGGCCUUAACCUGGAGCAAACUAGCAUAUGAAUGUGCACUGCUCAGCAGAGAGGGGGCUACCCACACAUCGUGUCUCUCACUCUCUCCCCAUUUACCUAGAGAAGGGUGGCGUGAGAGACAGAGAGAUGGUUUGCAGAGAGCCCUCUCACUCCAUAUGCACCUUAACUAAGCUAUUGCACUUUAUUACAAGAGUUUCAAUAUUUCACAUGGAGUUUUGUCUGGUUUGGGGGGGGGGGGGGUUGUUGUUGUUUUUGUUUUGUUUUUACAGUAUGAAAACGUGUGAAUAUAUUGAUGCAUAUAUUGUGUAAAAUAUUUGUAUCCAAAUGUGUGUGUGUGUGUGUGUGUGUGUGUGUAAGAGAGAGAGAGAGUGCGUGUUCUCUUGACUGGAGAGCAUUUAGAGUGUCUCUGUUAGGCACAGCCCUGAGGCUGUAGGGCAGAAUGCAGUUGGGUUGGUUUUGUUUGUUUGUUUGUGUUUGGGGUUUUUGUUUGUUUGUUUGUUUGUUUUUCACUUUCCUGGAAGAA